Molecule: messenger RNA, 659 nt
Organism: Owenia fusiformis
Lineage: Eukaryota; Metazoa; Annelida; Polychaeta; Sabellida; Oweniidae
Source: the annotation of a GenBank genome assembly
CAGAAUUGCAUUGGAGUUAUCAGGAUAAUGUCAUACUCGAUAUUGGUUGUAACAAUGGUGAUGUUACAAAGAUGUUGCUUUCUAAAAGUGAACAAAUACAACACAUCAUGGCAUGUGACAUCCUAGCUCCUUGUAUUGAGUAUGCCAAGCAGAAGAAUGAUGAUGCCAAGAUAACAUACAUAGAGAUGGAUGUGUGUAAAGAGUGGCCAACAAGCUGGGAAAACAGAUUUGACAAGGUAUUCUCCAAUGAAUGUUUGAACAUGAUAGGAGAACAGAAAAAUGUAUUGAAGAAGGUUUUCAACAGUCUUAAGCCAGGGGGUGAACUUGGUGCAUCAUACUUUCUACGCAAUGAUGGCUUCCAAGCUGCAACUCUCACAUUGAUGGAAUCAGAAAAAUGGAAGAAAUACUUUGAAGAUGAAACGAGGUCCAUAAACAUUGCCAAAUCCAAUGAAAACAUUAAGAAAAUGGUCUGGUGUGAUGAGCAGGCAUUUCCAAAAAUGCUAGAAAAAAUAGGAUUUCAAGUAAAAUUAUGUAAACCUGUUCAAUCUUGGAGUUUUCUGAAAAUUGAUAGUUCAUUCAUAAAAGGAAUAUUUGACCUAUUCUACAAGUUUCAUCGUAUGAUUCCAACUGCCCUGCAAGAUGACUUCUUUGCUGAUAUG